AUGGAAUUCCUCAAGAAGGCCCUGAAGUACAUUGGGGCCAAGGAGGCUUUGGCCGAAGACAACCAAGAAAGGGAAAUCAAGUGCAACAACGAACCCUUAGAGAAGAAAAGGAAGAGAAGAGACCACUGCAACAACAACUGCAAUAGGGACAAUAAGAAGCCACCGGCCUCGACCCUGGCUUAUAGUCAGUACACGCCACUCAACUACACCCGGACCCAAAUAUUGAUGCAGGUCAAUGAGGAGAAAUACAUGAAGUGGCCAAGGAAGAUGAAGAGGAACCCCAAGAGGGGAAAUCUGAAAAAAUACUACAAGUACCACAGUGGCACCGACCACGAUACUGAGGGCUGCUACAAAUUAAAGAACGAGAUAGAGUCCCUCAUCCAACGUAAGCACCUUAAUAAGUUCGUCAGAGGGCCUGCCCCCAAGAAUCCAAAGUCUCUAGAGGCUCCCAAAAAGCCAAAGUAUCUGGAGGCCCUCAUCUUCAUAGACGAGGACCUGAAAGGGAUCAUAGUCCCCUACGAUGAUGCCCUUGUAGUCUCAGCCAUCAUUGCCAACUUUGUAGUGAAGAGGAUCUUCGUCGACAGUGGCUCCUCGGCCAACAUCCUCUUCUAUGAAGUGUUAGAGAAGAUGAAGCUAGUGCCCGAGUGCCUCCAGCCUGCUGACAUCCCCCUUGUUGGCUUCUUCGGAAAUGUAGUCAAACCGGAGGGAAGAAUCACCCUACCUAUCACGGUAGGGGCCGAGCCACAUCAAGUGACGUGGAUGAAUGAGUUCUUGGUCGUGAGGAUCGAAUUGCCCUACAACACAAUCAUGGGGAGACUAACCCUCCACGCACUCAAGGUAGUCAUGUCCUCCUACCACCUCGCCCUCAAGCUCCUCAUAGAACACAGCAUCGGAGUCAUUCGAAGGGACCAGCAAGUCGCCCGCCAGUGCUAUGUGGCAGCACUAAAGGGUAAGAACAAGGAAACACUGUCACUAGAGAGCCUUGAUCUCAGGGAGGAACUAGCAAGCCGAGGGCAACUGGCCGAGGACCUUGUCUCGGUUCCCCUGGACGAGGCCAACCCCAAGAAGACAAUCCGCGUCGGGUCCAACCAUCCCCCAUAA
Messenger RNA from Nelumbo nucifera (sacred lotus), 1101 nucleotides. The record is from RefSeq and is a predicted model, not a curated record. NCBI's taxonomy places the organism in Eukaryota, Viridiplantae, Streptophyta, Magnoliopsida, Proteales, Nelumbonaceae.